This is a messenger RNA of Pimephales promelas (fathead minnow), 2381 nucleotides long. The record is from RefSeq and is a predicted model, not a curated record. NCBI's taxonomy places the organism in Eukaryota, Metazoa, Chordata, Actinopteri, Cypriniformes, Leuciscidae.
CCCCAAGUUCACUGAGCCUUGAGGAUUUCGGCAAACUUUUCUCAGUAUCUUGGUUCUGAAAGGAAUAUGGGCGUUGAACUUGAAUCCUUUGCAGGGAACCUUCUCUCCUCCAGCGGUUUAUUUAUGUGAGACUACGAACAGUGCGCGUCUUUGUGUGCAGCGGUCUGAAGUCUCUUGAGACUCAUCGAGCAUAUUUCGCAUUUGGAAAUCAGCUUCUCGGCUGCUUCGUUCGCGCUGCCACUUUUCUCUCUAAAGAAACAACGUUUUAAAAUGCUUUUCUCUGCAUUUAUUCAAGAAUUUAUUUUAUAAAGAGACUAUUGUUUAUGACUGAGCCUUUACUGAGGCCUAUCAUAACGUUUCACUUGAUGAUAUUAGCUAAUGAAUGAGGAUUCAUUCUUACCGACAAGGUGCCGAAUUUUUGAAGACUUUUUAUUGCUUUUUCAGAGAAGAUGUGUAGCCUUCCCAUGUUGCUGGUUAUAAUAUUGUUUGCCCUGAAGAUCCAUACAGUGCAUCCAGGCAAAUGUCCCAAGUUCUGUAUCUGUGACAACAUCCAGCUCACAGUUGCUUGUGUCAACAAGAAUCUCACUGAGGUUCCACCUACCAUUGAUGAGAUAACAGUGAAACUGGACCUGAGAGGAAAUGACCUGCAGGAGCUUCCUACAGGGGCGUUCACACACAUACCUUACCUCACCCAUCUGUCUCUGCAGAACAGCAACAUCCAAAGAGUUCGGGAAGGAGCUUUCCGCAGACUUGGCCGGCUGGUCUUUCUUAACCUGGCCAACAACAAGAUUGAGAUCCUGUACCAGGAGUCAUUUGAUGGGCUUUCCUCACUGAAGCAGCUGAUUAUUGACCGAAAUAGAGUGGAGGAGAUCCAGCCUGGGGCUUUUUCACAGCUUGGCGUUCUCAACCUCCUCUCCCUCACACACAACCAAUUGGUGUACAUUCCUAACAUGGCAUUCCAGGGCUUGCAGAACAUCAAAUGGCUACGUCUCAGUCAUAAUUCCCUCAAUUAUUUGGCCACAGAGGCGUUUGCUGGGCUCUUCACUCUUACUCGUUUGAGCCUGGAUAACAAUGCACUGCAGUUCUUUCCCACUGAGACAAUGACACGACUUCCAGAAGUAACUCGCUUAGAGCUAAGCUACAACCCCAUGACCUACCUUGGAGAGGAGUCUGUAUCUAUGCCCAAGCUUACUCACCUCCUCCUGGAUCACAACUCCCUGCAAGAUUUUUCAAAUGCAGCUAUCCUGCUCUCUCCUCGUCUCGCUCAUCUGGACCUAAGCCAUAACCAGCUGCGCAUCCUGCAGCCAAUGGCCCCUGGCUCUCCCAAACUGACUCGCAUCAAUCUGGCAGGCAACCCCAUCUACUGCAGCUGCUACAUGCGGCCUCUGCGCGAGUGGGCGAUACGGGAGCGCGUUCGCCUGGGUGGUACAUGUGGAGGUCCUGCACAUCUGUCCGAUGAGAAUCUGGAAGCGGUACAGCCAGUUGAUUUGCGCUGUCAGAGCCAGGAGGCCAUGUUGAGGGCUGAGCUGGAGGAGCAGAGUAGACUGCCUACACUGCCCACAACCCCACCCCCAGAUAAAGUCAAAUGCCCAGCCAACUGUCAAUGUGAGGUGAGCGAAAACUUAAUAGCAGUGUAUAUCGGGCCUUUACUUCAAUAUGAUACAUAUGACCCUUCUAUUGUUCCUUCUGCUUCUAGGUGGAUUGAGCAGGUGAAUCUGAAAGUCAGAGCCACCUGUGGCCACCCUCCAGAACUCAGAGGUCAAAGGGUCAAAGACGUCCAUAUUUUUAAGAGCUGCCCAGGGGAAAAGCCUCCUACUCAGCACCCCAAACCAACUAAGGCCACAAAGACUGAAUCUGCUCUAAUCAGUCCUCCAAAAGUCAUUAAGAUAGUUAGAGCCAAAGGCAAAAGUGUAAAACCUAAAACAGUGCAGAAAAGGACCAUGAAGAAAAGGAAGUCAGUGUGAUCCUGCUGUAUUUACACUGCCGUUAUUGAUUUAAUCACCUCACAAUUUACAUCAGUGAGGGUGCUAGUUUAUUUUUGACUGUUUAAAAUGUAGAAUAAACCUGCUUAAUGCAGUUUUACUUUACAAGCGAUCAACAAUGCUGGUCAAUAAAAAUGAUAAUAUUAAUACUCUUUAAAACCCUUAAAAAACUGAUCUUACCUUGCGUGCUAUUAUAAAAAUGUUCUGUUUUCAACAUUUAUGAUGAGUCUUUAAAGGCUUAUGAUAUGAGCAGAUAUAUAAUAAAUUAAAAUGUGUCAUUUUAAUUCAGUAUCUUCCAUAUUACGGAAUGAUUCCGUAUUGCAAACAUCUACAUUUUAACUCUGUAAACUUCAAUUCUGUUGUGAAAAAUGAAUUAAAGUCAGAAAAAGCCUUAACACA